CGUUCUUUCCCCAACCGCAAACCACCACCGCCACGCACCGGCGCAGCCAUGGCGGAGGGAGCCGCCGCUACGCCCGCCGCCUCCAGCUGCGAGGUGGACCUCGGCAACCUCAUGGCGUACGACCCGUCGCACCACGUCGCCACCGCCGCAGCCUCCAGGGAGGAGCUGAGGCAGGAGUGCCUGCAGAAGGCGACGGAGCUGGCGCAGGCGGUGGCCAACUCCCUUUUCGCGCUGCCACCCAGCGAGGACCGCGACGGCCCCAUCGUCCACCUCCCGCCGCCAACCAUCCGACUUCCGCGCGAGAAGCAUCUACCCAAGCCAAAGCCACCGACCAAGUGGGAGCUCUUUGCAAAGGCGAAAGGGAUUACCAAGCGCAAGAAGAACAAGCGUGAAUGGGACGAGCAAACUCAAUCCUGGAAACGGACUUAUGGUUAUGACCGUGUUAACGAUGACAAAGAUGUUCCGAUCAUUGAUGCCAAAGCCACUGAUGAGCCUGGUGUUGAUCCUUUUGCACAAAGAAGGCAAGAGAAGAAGAAGCGGGUAGAAAAGCAAGAAAAAAACAGACUGGAGAACCUAAAGAAAGCUGCAAAAGUUGGCGCUUUGCCAAGUCAUAUACAGCUUGCUGCAAGGGCCUUGCCCAUCACGGGAACUAAAGCUGAUCUUCCGAAAAAAUCUAGAAAAGAGGAUCUUGAGAAUGUUGCUGGUAUGGCUUCAUCAGCAACAGCCAGUGGUGGGAAGUUUGAUGAGAAGUUGCCUGGCGAGAAACCUCCAAAGCAUCCUGGCAAACAUAGAAAGUUCCUCCCAGUUGCUGAAGGGAAGGGAAUGGGCAACCUGGAGAAACAGCAGAACGACAAGAUCCUGAACUCUCUACUUGCCAGAAACUCUGACGAGCAGCUUGAUGUUGGCAAGGCAAUUACAAUGUACAAGGUGAAGAAGGAAAAGCAAAGAAGGAAAGACAAAGCGACGUUCCCAAAAUCUGAUAAGCUUAAGCCUCAGAAGAAAUCCCUCAAGAAAUCAUCGAAGAAAAAGGCUUAGGCUCACAUCUUCCUUGAGACUUGCUUUAGGAGGUGACCACAGUUUUGAAGGCUCAAGGAGACCUGUUGCAUCCUGCUAUUGUAUUUGUCCGGUUGGAAUCUAUGGAAGAAAUAUUAUUGUCCCGUUUACUGGUUGUGACACAAAGACCUGAAUGAUAUAACAUAUGCUGCCCUGAUAUGCGCGUAUUAUAUUUUUCAAAUUU
Panicum hallii is the source of this 1237-nucleotide messenger RNA. RefSeq names its product ribosome biogenesis regulatory protein homolog. The record is from RefSeq and is a predicted model, not a curated record. Bases 49 to 1035 code for a protein of 328 amino acids. NCBI's taxonomy places the organism in Eukaryota, Viridiplantae, Streptophyta, Magnoliopsida, Poales, Poaceae. Gene Ontology annotation, molecular function: protein binding. The transcript is spliced from 8 exons. Gene Ontology annotation, cellular component: preribosome, large subunit precursor; nucleolus; nucleus. Gene Ontology annotation, biological process: endonucleolytic cleavage in ITS1 to separate SSU-rRNA from 5.8S rRNA and LSU-rRNA from tricistronic rRNA transcript (SSU-rRNA, 5.8S rRNA, LSU-rRNA); ribosomal large subunit export from nucleus; ribosomal large subunit biogenesis.